AUGCAACUUGAAAUCGACGAGUUGAAAAGGGAAUUGCGCCACGCACGGCGAAGAUGUUCAUCACCGAACUCCGAGCUGUCCUCCGAGGAGACAGAUGGUGCUAGUGAUAGACGGAGAUCCAGGACUCCACCCAGCGAGUCUUUCUCCUAUGACGAGGAGUACCACCAUAGACGUAGAUAUAAGAGCCCGCCUCGCAAAGGCCUGGGGAAUGAUGCCAUGAACAAGGCGUUAAGUCAAAACUCUAAAUCACCCUUCACACGAAACAUAGAAGGCGGGAGUCUUCCUUGGCGAUUCCAUCAACCCACAUUCACCAUUUAUAAUGGUCGAAUAGAUCCGGUGGAACAUGUCAGUCACUUCAAUCAAAGGAUGGUUGUUCAUUCCAAAGAUGAGGCUUUGAUGUGUAAGGCCUUUCCAUCUAGGUUGGGUCCUGUGGUGAUGAGGUGGUUUAAUGGUUUAAGGGCGAAUUCCAUUGACUCCUUUAAGAAGCCUACUCGGGCCUUUGGCGCUCGCUUUAUCACUUGUAGCAGGGUUCCUUGGCCUUUGGGUUCUUUAUUAUCUAUGUCCAUGCGAGAGGGGGAGACUCUAAAGACCUACUCGGAUAGAUAUUGGGAGAUGUUUAACGAAAUAGACGGGGACUAUGACGAUGUAGCCAUUAGUACUUUUAAGGCUGGCCUUCCAACCGAGCAUGAUUUGAGGAAAUCUCUGACUGGUAAACCUGUUACUAGUGUGCAUUAA
Molecule: messenger RNA, 735 nt
Organism: Quercus lobata
Lineage: Eukaryota; Viridiplantae; Streptophyta; Magnoliopsida; Fagales; Fagaceae
Exons: 1
Coding region: 1-735 (244 amino acids)
Source: RefSeq, a predicted model, not a curated record